AUGGACGGAUGGCGGGCGCUCGUGCUGCCGCUAAUUAUGGGUGCACACGAAGAGCCUGAGAUGCAAAGCCAAUUGGGCCCCAUGUGGCAGCAGGCAAUGCUAGAAUUACUUAUCAGGCAAUACGGCGCGGAUAGGCAGGCAGCUGGAGAGAGGAUGCGCGGCGCAUACAUGCUGUGGAGGUGUUUUUCUCAUGUUCACGCCUUGGUCUGGCUCCAAGGCGGGCGAGCGAGGGAGGGGUCGAGAUGCUCGCGAGACGUCAUUGGCGUGCAGAGAGCGCGUCAAACUGCUGUGGCCGAAAUUGCCAGGCAGCACGGCACUGCACCGUAA
Messenger RNA from Bipolaris victoriae FI3, 327 nucleotides. RefSeq lists its product as hypothetical. The coding region runs from base 1 to 327 and encodes 108 amino acids. The record is from RefSeq and is a predicted model, not a curated record. Lineage: Eukaryota; Fungi; Ascomycota; Dothideomycetes; Pleosporales; Pleosporaceae. The transcript is spliced from 2 exons.